Peromyscus leucopus (white-footed mouse) is the source of this 924-nucleotide messenger RNA. Its product is annotated as translation initiation factor IF-2-like. Bases 1 to 924 code for a protein of 307 amino acids. NCBI's taxonomy places the organism in Eukaryota, Metazoa, Chordata, Mammalia, Rodentia, Cricetidae. The transcript is spliced from 2 exons. The record is from RefSeq and is a predicted model, not a curated record.
AUGCAGGCUGUGGGGGUCACGGCUGAGCCUCCGCCGGCCCCCAGAACCCCGCCAGGUCCCGCCCCGCGGCCCCACUCCAGAACCCCGCCAGGUCCUGCCCCGCGGCCACACUCCAGAACCCCGCCAGGUCCUGCCCCGCGGCCACACUCCAGAACCCAGACCAACGUUGAGGCGCAGCCAGGCUCAGCGCGCCCCCCCAGCUCCGAGACCGUCACCCCCGGGGCCCGGCCCGUGGCAGGCGUUUGGAGUGGCUCUGGACCCCGGGCCGGGUCCACCUCCGUCCCUCUGUCCCCAGCAGGCCGCGCUGCCGCAGGCUCCAGCCUCAGACCCCAGCCCCGCUCCCCAGCCCCGCCCCCCAGCGCCUCCCCGCACCCUGCACCCCACGCUGGCCUCAGUGACGAGUCUGACCCUGAGGCCCAGCCGAGGGCCGGGGCACCGGGGCCCCACUCCCAAUCGCCCCCCACUUCCGAAGCGAGGCCCGGCUCACCCGGAGGAAGGCACGCGGGCUCCGGGACACGGUCCGACUCGGGGACCCAGACAGACGGCCACGCCUGGCCCGGCUGCGGAGCCCCGUCCAGUCCCGAGGGCGGGCCGGGCGAGGGCUCCCGAAAGCGGCCCCUGGUGCCCGCCGGAGCCGGCCGUGACCCCCGGCUCGACACAGGACGGCCGCUCGGUCCGGCGCCCACUUGGCCUCGAGAACCCAGUCCAUCCCUCCGGCUCCGGCACGCGCCGAAGCCCAGGCUAGCCCUGCCCUCAGGGCCAGAGCCCGGUCAGGCCCCAGCCCCAGCGGCCAGUCCAGCUCUAGAGACGGAGACGCCCGCCACCCACAGACCCCGGGCCUCGAGCCCAGAACGCAGCCUGACCCCCCGGCCAGACCUCGGUCUCCGAGCCCACCCCCCCCAAGAGCCUCCCGCCCUGCUCUGA